Molecule: messenger RNA, 1304 nt
Organism: Drosophila ficusphila
Lineage: Eukaryota; Metazoa; Arthropoda; Insecta; Diptera; Drosophilidae
Product: scoloptoxin SSD552
Exons: 2
Coding region: 364-1107 (247 amino acids)
Source: RefSeq, a predicted model, not a curated record
GCGAUAACAAAAUGUAAUCUGCCCGUUUAAUAAAACAAUUUGGCAAAUAAAAAAAAAUUCAAAUAAAAACUGAGCUGCUUAAAUCGGUGACAGCGAAAUAUAGCAUAAUAAUACUACUAAUAAUAAUAAUAAAUGUAAUAUCCCUGCUUUGUGUUUUUCAACACUUCACAAAUUAAAAACUUUUUAUUAACCAUUUUAAGCAUUGCAGUCAAGUUUGCUUUGCUGUGUUGCUUGUUUCGUAAAAAAUUGUUAACUAUUUUUGUUGAAUUUGUACACCGUUUAACAACUUUUUCACUGCUGUUUGAAUACGUAACGCUAAUUGCACCAACGAAGUCAGUUGGUGGCUGUUAGUUCUCAACAAAAAUGCAACGACUACGGUUGGCUUUUGUUUUGACCCCUCUUUUUUUAAUUGAAACCACUCUGGCCAUAGAUUUUUGUGAUAUUAAAUCCUGUCGUGGCAAAAAGCAUAUAGGAUGUGAAAACAACAUGGUAUUUGAUGACAGCUGCCUUCGUUUUAAUAGCCUGGUUAAUAUGAUGCUGUUUCGUCAAUAUUUACUGGGUCUGCACAAUGGAUAUCGUCAGGAGGUGGCAAGCAAUUCGUUUGGGGACCUGCCACCUGCUCAAAAAAUGCCUGAAUUGGUUUGGGAUGACUAUCUGGAGGUGAUUGCUGAAUAUCAUCUAAAACGCUGUAAAGAGGAACUUCCUGAAAACAUUUGUUUGGCCACCGAUGACUUUGACAAUCCCCAAUUCAAUUACGUUGAGGAUUUUUACGCAAGACCACUAGUUCGACAAUCUAACGUUAGGGAAAUUACAAUAUUAGCGGAACAAUGGCUCGAUGAGAUCUACGAUUUGGAUGAUAUAGCCACCGAUGAGGCGGAAAGUGAAAUUAGAAAUAUCAUUAAUGAUCGAGGCUCCUAUAUGGGAUGUGCUGCUGGCCAGGACUUCGAUCUGUGGAACACACACUUCAUGCUCGUUUGCUACUACAGUGAUGGCCCUCCACUCGAGGGCAACCUGUACGAGGAGGGAAGUUUCAAUGCCAGUCUGUGUCCCCAUGGAAAAAGCGACGCUUACCCCGACCUUUGCAAAACUCUGACCCUGAAUGACUAAGUCCCGGCAUCUCCGGUAAAAUAAAUAUUGCAAAAGGCUUUGGGUAUAAUUAAAUGUGCGAGCCACUUGGGUCAUAAGUGCGGAAAAGUUAGUGCUGCACCUUUGGGUUUCUUUAUAGCCAAAGAAUGAAUUUGUAAAAACCAGAAGAGGUUAAAUUUAAGUAUUUUAAUAAAUGGUAGAAGCACGGAAACCACAAA